GUAGCCGACGUAACGGCCGCGCGUCUACGAGGGAGCUACGAAAUUGUUUAGACCGAUCAAUUGGACACUAUAGAGCUUAUUAUUAUUUCAAAAGUGCUGUAUUUUCAUGAACUGUGUGUUGAAUAAAAUGGUCUCGGAUAUGUUUCUUGUGCCCUUGGACAUUUAUUUUUAGAAGUUUCUACGAAUGAAGAUGCGUAGAGUUCCAGUUCAAGGCACUUCUCGGAGGUUACGCAAUCUGAAUCAUUUUAGAUAAAUGGGCAAAUGUAAAAUACCAUGAUGGAUCGAAAGUUCACACAUGUGUUGAUGGCGGCACUAGCCGUGCAUGUAAUUAGUGCUAGUGUGAUGUGCCCCAGUCACCCUAACUGCGUUUGCGGCGGCACGCUCGCAAUUGAACUGAAUUGUAACAUCGAUGGGCGUAUUGUAAAAAUAAACUUACUACCAAGUACGUACAUCAACAUAAAAUGCGAAAACACCACAACUCUAGAUUACAGCCAGCUACCAAAAUGUGCCAACGGAACAAAUUCUUUCAAGUCAGUCAGUUUCAAAGACUGUCCAUUACCAAACAGUUCAUUCAAUGAUAUUUUAAUGCAUAUUGGAGUCCCUAAGACAAUGUCUUUGAUAUUUCAAAAUGCAAAAGAGCUAUCUGGAUAUUUCGAUAGAAAGCAUUUUGCAGGAUUAAAAGAUUUGACCAAGCUGCUUCUAUCAGUGAACGGAAUAAAACACUUACCGGACAACUUAUUUGUGGACGUUCAAAACUUGACAUGGCUUAACAUACGAUGUAACAAUAUCAAACUGUCUGAAGAGUUAUUCAAGCCCCUAGAAAGGUUGGAGACCUUGGAAAUAAGUCAUAACCACAUGACGAAUAUGUCCUCGAAUCUCUUUUCUCAUUUAACGUUAUUGAGAAAAUUAUCCUUAUGGCAAAGUAAUGUGACAAAGUUUUCAAAAGAUUUCUUCACUGGCGUAGACGUUCUCGAAGAAUUGGAUCUGAGUUCUAAUGGACUUAAUGAACUUCCAACAUCAAUUUUUAAGCCAUUAAGAAAAUUAAAGAAACUUACGUUAUUUUCCAACAAGUUUUCAACAUUACCAGAGAAUCUCUUUUCAAACAAUAAAAAGUUGGAAACUGUAAUAGUUCUCAAUAAUGAUGUAAAAAUGAAAGAAUUGCCGAGAAGUCUAUUUGGAAAUUUACCAAACUUAAAUCAGGUAUACAUUCAGAGAAGUGGAAUAGAAGUUGUGCCAUAUGACAUUUUCACUAACUCGUCUCUGUUAAAAAACAUAUCGUUCGCAUUUAAUGAUAUAGAAAUAAUACCAGAGUCAACUUUUAAUGAUCAAAUUAACUUGUUGGAAUUGGAUUUGAGUCAUAAUAACUUGAAAAGCUUACAUUCUAAAUUGUUCUCAUCAUUAGUACGCUUGGAGAAAUUGAAUUUAUGUUAUAAUUCCAUUGAAGAAGUUUCUGGUUCUACGUUUUCUUCGCUCUUAAGUCUCAUAUAUUUAAACAUGGAGCAUAACCAUAUAAAAACAAUAUCCUCGUAUUUAUUCAGCAAUAAUAGACAGAGGAUGUCAAUCUCUUUUGCUUACAACGAGCUUGACGAUCUGCAUAUGAAAUUGGAAUAUAGAUUCAAAUUUGGAACUAAACUAAUAAGUGUAAUUAAUCGUGAUUCACCUUUUGCUCACACGUCUCUAAGAUUACUCAAUUUAAGUCACAAUAAGUUCCAAGUAGCUUUUGAUGAUUGGUGGUUUAAUGGCCAUGAAAUAUUGGAUAUCAGCAACAACUAUAUACAAUUUCUAUCGGAUAAAGGAUUUGACAUACUUGAUAAACAAUGUACAUCAAAGUACAAAAAGCGCAUAAGCCCACUAUUAAAAGAGAUAUGGAUCACAGAAAAUCCUUUAAAAUGUAUGUGCACGAAUUUUCAAUUCAUCAACUAUGUAAAGGAUGUUCUCAAAACAAAGGUUGUUGAUGAUACUCUUACGCAUUGCUCUACUUGGACGAAAGAAGUUUGUCGCGAAUCGUGGGCUUUCACUUUCACGAUAACUCUUGCGACGUCGCUAACUUCUUUUUUUAUGAUUGUGUUAUUCUAUUGUGUGUACAAGGAGCAAAUACAUCUGUAUAUAAAAAAAAAACUUCAAUACUUUUUUCAUCAAGAAACUGCAGUCUCGGAAGAAGAUAAGAACAUUAUAGUAAAAUAUACUGAUAUGGACGAAGAGUUUGUCUUAAAAGAAAUAUUACCAGAAUUGAAAGAGCAUAAAAAUUACAAUGUACAAAUAAGAUGCAUAAAUAAUGCGAAUAAUAAAGAUCAUUUAGCCAAACAGUUUAGGACUGGCACAAAGGAAUCAAAUGUCGUCUUGAUUAUAUUCUCUCCAAAUUAUCUAACAUCAAUGUAUAGUCACGUGAAUAUAAAGAAAAUCCGAGGCGAAAUGUUGAAGAGCAAGAAUACUGUUUACGUAUUUACUGAUAUUGGCUCGGAGAACUCGAUAUACGCUUUUCUGAAGGAGCAGCGAGAUCGGCGAUCAACUAUUUUGUGGAGCGACCCAAAUUUCUGGAGUGUGUUAAUCUACAUGUUGUCAAAUAGCACGUACAAGAAGAAAGUCAGAAUUGCCACUGAACAUGUGAAAUGUUCAAAAAUCGAUAAAAAUGAAUGGAUGGCAACCGAUCCAUUUGUAACCACAACUUCUGACAGCCCGGAAAUUUAUACGUCUCGAACAGUUGCUGACAGUCCAGUUUAAUGAAUUCUAAAUGUAUUUUAGUGAGGUAAAGACUGAACUCUUCGCUACAAACACUAUGACUCUCACAUUUCGUAGUUUCAGAUCACCAAUAUAGUUUUGUUGUAAUAUAGGUAAAACUUGUAAAUAAUCGUGUUUAACUGUAAGGUAUUGUAAAAUGUACUAUGUAAAAUUUUUACAAAAAAAGAUUUAGUGUGUUUAAAUUUAUGUAAAUCCUUUAGUUAUUGUAAUCUUUUAAAUUAUAAUACAUAGUAGAUUCCGGUCUCCGUGUCUCUUGUACUGUGGCUACAUCUUCAGCGUUAUCCGAUAUCAAAGAAGUGUUGCCAUUGCUAUGUAAUCGUUAUAUUAAUAAUCAUUAAUUUAUAUUACAUGUAAAUAUAUUAUAAGAAUGUAUUACUUAAACCCAUCUAAGUUUCAAGGAAACUGCAUAUUGUUAAUGAGUUAUAAGCUACAGCUUCAAUAAAACAUAUACUUUACCAAAUA
Molecule: messenger RNA, 3201 nt
Organism: Bicyclus anynana (squinting bush brown)
Lineage: Eukaryota; Metazoa; Arthropoda; Insecta; Lepidoptera; Nymphalidae
Product: protein toll-like
Exons: 6
Coding region: 274-2721 (815 amino acids)
Molecular function (GO): protein binding
Source: RefSeq, a predicted model, not a curated record